Phascolarctos cinereus (koala) is the source of this 7011-nucleotide messenger RNA. RefSeq lists its product as uncharacterized. Gene Ontology annotation, biological process: regulation of DNA-templated transcription. The record is from RefSeq and is a predicted model, not a curated record. NCBI's taxonomy places the organism in Eukaryota, Metazoa, Chordata, Mammalia, Diprotodontia, Phascolarctidae.
AUGAAAAUCCUGGGAAACGUUCCAGCGCAUGCGUACUUUCUCAUGACAAUUCUGGGGAAGGCUGGCGUGCGCGCGCGCAUGCGUACUUUUCCGUCUUCCUUGGGUGGGCUUGCAAGUCUUAUGUCUCCAAAACCGGAAGAGGUCCCUGAGCUAGGGUGAUGCUACUUGUGUCUGUUGUGCUGCCCACAGCCCCGCGUGAUCAGAUGAGGAACGUGAAACUCAAAAGAAAUGAAGCAUCUUGCCCAAGGUCAAGCAACUACUGAGUGUCAGCAUCAGUAUUCAAACCCAGUGCUCACCUGCUUUAAGCCCAACACUGCCUCCACCUUAGAAGAGAGAAAAUGAAAACGACUGAGGAUAUUUUCUUCUGCUUGACUUUGUAAACUGCUUUGGGAGAGAUGGCUUGGAGUGACAGAGUUUAUUGGCUCAGGGCUAGAAGUGACUGGCAAAGGUGACUGGGCCUUUACUGGUGUUUUUGCUUCAGAGAUCUGAGGAUUCAAACAUUGUGAAACUCAAGUCUUUUAAAAAUACGUUAAUUCUUACAUUCACCCAGGCUGCCAUCUCACCAACAUGGCUAGCUUCUCAAUGCAUUCAGAGACAUACCAUCCUUAACAUUCAGAGCAAAUAGACAUUUUGCUUAUUUUGAAAAUAUGACAUUCAUUUGGUCUUUAGUGCUAAUGUUAAAUGCUACAGUAAAUAUGACAUGUUUUUAAUGGAAGCUUUAAAAAAAGUUUCAGCUCACCAUUCAAUGAAUUUGUGGAGUAACUUCUGGUUCCUUGAUUCAGGGCCCUGUUCCCCAUCCUCUGCUUUUUUCGUGUGCUUGUCAUUGGGCUCAUUUGUAGUCUUUCUGCUCUACAGUGAGAGGAUGAGGACUAAGGGUCUUUAUGUUUCUCACUGCCUGCAUUUGUUUGUGAAUGUCUGUAUUCCCAUAUGUAUCUGAGCCAAUUCUAAGUGCUCAUUUUACCACGUACUCAAGAAGUCUCCCUGAUGUUCAGUUUGUGGGCCAUUUGUCCAAGAACUCACCACGGUUUUUUCAAGGUCCAUGGUUCAGCUAUGUGAUUGAGGCUGCUGGGGUCCAUCCUCUUAAUUCUGAUCUUUUUUUGCCCACAACUCCCCUUAGUAAUGUACAAGUGCCCAUUUUGGGUCUGAAAAGAUUAGCUCCCUUUUGGGAUAGUUUUGAGCAUCUCAGUGAAGGUCUUGGCUGGAGAGAUGAUGCCUCUGAAGGAAGUGAUGGUUGUGUAUCCAGACCCCCAGAUUCCCACUACACAUAAUCAAGAUAGCAUCCUGGGAAUGGAUGUCCCUUGGGUUCAGGAAAUCAUCCGAGGAGAACAGAAGUCUGACCUUGAGACGUCUCGACAGCGCUUCAGAUUUUUUCGCUACCCAGAAGGGGCUGGGCCCCUUGAGGCCCUGAGCCAACUUCAGGCACUUUGUCUUCAAUGGCUGAGGCCAGAAAUUCACACAAAGGAGCAAAUCCUGGAGCUGCUGGUGCUGGAACAAUUCCUGGCCAUCCUGCCUGGAGAAAUGAGGACUUGGGUGAAAUCACAAAAUCCAAAGACAAGCGAGGAGGUGGUGGCCGUGGUAGAAGAUAUGGCCCGAAUGCUAGAGGAAGGAGCUCUGCCUUCUGAGGACUCUGCACUCACCCAAGAGGGGAACACUGAGGAGGGACAUGGUUCUGUGUUCUUGACAAGCAGAGCCCAGGACGCACUGACAUUCCAGGAUGUGGCUGUGGACUUUACCUGGGAAGAAUGGGGGCAGCUGGACCCUGCUCAGCAGAAUCUGUACAGGGAUGUGAUGUUGGAGAACUAUCAGAACCUUAUCUCUCUGGGAUUUCCAGUUUCCAAACCAGAGGUGAUCUCCCAACUGGAACAAGGGGAAGUCCCAUGGGCUCUGAAGAGAGCAGUUGCCGAAGGUUCCUGUCCAGAUUGGGAAGCUAGACACGAGACCAAGGAAUCAAAUUCAAAGCAAGAUAUAUCUGGUGAAAAAUCAUCCCGCGAAAGACUAACAAAGGAUGGUCCUGAGUUGUUGGUCAAGGAUUGGGACUAUGGUGGCAGAUUUGAGACAAAACAGCAGGGGAACUUCAGGAGAGAUUCAAAGCAAGUACUAAUCACCCACAAGAAAACCCCCAAUAGAGUGAAAAAAAUUACACUGCAGAGAAAUUCCAGUCCAGGGUCAAUCCUUGUGACACAACAAACUGGGCCUGUGGGAAAGAGUUUCCAUCAACGUGGCGCACGUGAAAAGACCCUCCAAAAGCUAUCCGACCUAAUUAAGCGUAAUAGAAUUGCUUCAGGGAAGGAACCUUGUAAAUAUAGCAAAUGCACUAGAGGCUUUAGCUACCAAUCGGAUAUUGUUCAGUAUCCUGAAGUACCCAUGGAAGAGAAAUCAUACACAUGUAAUGAAUAUGAGGAAGACUUUAGCCAAAAGGAAUACCUGAAUCAACCACAGAAAAGUCCUGUUGGAGAGAAGACUUAUAAUUACGAUGAAUGUAGGAAUAUCUUCAGCCAAAUGGAGUACCUUGCUAACCAGGAGACAGCUGAUACCGGAGAGAAGCCCUACAAAUACAGUGACUGUGGGAAAACCUUCUCUGAUGGCUCAUCUCUUGCUAACCCUCAGAGGAUUCAUAAAGGAGAGAAAUCCUGUAAAUGUGAUGAGUGUGUGAAAGCUUUCUGUAACAAGUUAUCUCUUACUCAACAUCAGAGAAUUCAUACUAGGAAAAAACCCUAUAUAUGUAAUUCAUGUGGAAAAACAUUCCAGCAGAGCACAAAUCUUGUUCACCAUCACAGCAUUCAUUUGGGAGACAACCCCUGUAAGCAUGAUGAAUGUGGACAGGCCUUUGGUGAAAAUUCAUCCUUCUCUGAACAUGAAAGAGAUACAGGAGAGAGAGGUCACAGUCAUAAUGAACAUGGGAAAUCCUUCAGCCAGAGGGGGCAUCUUAGUAAACAGAGAAUUAACACUGGAAGAAGCCCAUGCAGAUGUAAUGUAUGUGGAAAAGCCUUGAGCACCAGUUCCUCCUCUAUCCAGCAUCAGGCCUCCCGUGUUGGAACUAAUCCUAAAUGUGAUACAGGUGGAAAUGCUUUUGGACAGAGCCUUAUGAAGCACCAGAAACGUGUCAUAGGAGAGAAGCCUUAUCAUUGUGAUAAAUGUGGGAAAACAUUUAGCCAAGGUAGGUGCCUUAUUCAACAUCAGAGAAUUCAUACUGGAGAAAAACCUUAUGUAUGUAAUAUGUGUGAGAGGGCCUUUACCCAAAGGGGAAACCUUAUUAAACACAGGAGAAUUCACACUGGAGAGAAGCCCUAUAAAUGUAGUGAAUGUGGACAAGCCUUCAGCCAGAGCUCAUCCCUUAUUGAACAUCAGAGGAUUCAUACUGGUGAGAAACCCUAUCUUUGUAAUGUGUGUGGAAGAGCUUUUGGUCAGGGUAGGAGCCUUACUCAACAUCAAAGAAUUCAUACUGGAGAGAAACCCUAUAAAUGUAUUAAGUGUGGUAGAGCCUUUAGUCAGGGUCGAAACCUUACCAGACAUUGGAGAAUUCAUACUGGAGAGAAACCCUUUAAGUGUAAUGAAUGUGGGAAAGCCUUCAAUCAGAGGGAUGAUAGCUGGUCGCUUGCUCUACAUCAGAGAAUCCACACUGGAGAGAAGCCUUAUAAUUGUAGUGAAUGCGGAAAAGCUUUCAGACAAAAAAUUCACCUUACUCGACAUAAGACACUUCAUAUUGGGGAGAAACCCUUUAAAUGUAAUCAGUGUGGGAAGUGUUUCAGUGACAGCUCGCCCCUUCUUCUACACCAGAGAAUUCACACUGCAGAGAAACCUUAUAAAUGUGGUGAAUGUGGAAAAGCCUUCAGACAGAGUAUGUAUCUUAUUCGACAUCAGAGAACUCACACUGGGGAGAAACCCUUCAUUUGUGGGGACUGUGGAAAAUCUUUCAAUGACAGCUCAGCCCUUACUUUACAUCAGAGAAUUCAUACUGGAGAGAAACCCUAUGAAUGCAAAGAAUGUGGGCAAGCCUUCAGUCACAGUGGCAGCCUUACUCAGCACCAGAGGAUUCAUACCGGAGAAAAGCCUUAUCCAUGUAGUGAAUGUGGUAAGGCUUUUAGGCAGUAUUCGGCCCUCGCUCACCACGAGCGAACUCACACUGGAGAGAAACCAUAUAUUUGCACGGAAUGUGGAAAAGCUUUUAGUCACAGUGGAACCCUUACUCAGCACCAGAGGAUUCAUACUGGAGAGAAGCCCUAUGAAUGCAGUGAUUGUGGUCAAGCCUUCACUUACCAGGCCAGUCUGACGAAGCAUCAAAGAAGUCAUACAGGAGAGAGACCUUACAAAUGCAGUGAAUGUGGGAAAUCCUUCAACCAGAAUAUUUAUCUUACUCAGCACCAGAGGAUUCAUACUGGAGAGAAACCCUAUAAAUGUGCUGAUUGUGGAAAAUCGUUUAGUCAUAGGGGAAGCCUUACUGCACAUCAGAAAAUUCACACUGGAGAGAAAUCCUGUAAAUGUCCUGUUUGUGGGAAGGCUUUCCGCCACAUGAACCAGGUUACUCAGCACCUCAGAAUUCAUACCGGAGAAAAACCCUAUACAUGUAUGGAAUGUGGGAAAUCCUUUAGUCAUAGUGGAAGCCUUACAACGCAUCUGAGAAUUCAUACUGGAGAGAAACCGUAUAAAUGUGGUGAAUGUGGAAAAGCCUUCAACCAGAAUAUUUACCUUACUCAGCAUCAGAGAAUUCAUACUGGUGAAAAACCUUAUACAUGUAAUAAAUGUGGUAAGAACUUCAGGCAAUACUCAGCCCUUAGUCACCAUGAGAGAACUCAUACUGGAGAGAAACCCUAUAUGUGUAUGGAAUGUGGGAAAGCUUUCAGUCAGAAGGGAACUCUUACCAAUCAUCAGAAAAUUCAUACUGGAGAGAAACCUUUUAUAUGUAGUGAAUGUGGAAAAGCCUUCAACCAAAAUAUUUACCUUACAAAGCAUCAGAGAAUUCAUACCAGAGAGAAACCAUAUAAAUGUAAUGAGUGUGGGAAAGCCUUCAAGCAGGUCUCAGCCUUAAAGCACCAUAAGAGAAUCCACAAUAGAGGGAAAACCUUGUAAUUGCAGUUCAUGCGAGUAAGCCUUCAGUUGGCAGCGAUGCCUUGGUCAGCAAUAUCAGAGAAGUAAUGCUGGAAGGUAAACGUAGCCAGGAUACCAAAACUCACUGUGUGGAUCGGUAGGCCGGUUUCUUUGGAAUCUCAUUUGGGAGGCCCUGUGCUAUGUCAGGCCUUGCUGUCAUUAGCACAUCCUACAAACAGGAAUGUCUGGAGGACCUCGCCAUCUAUUGGGAAUCCCUCUUGUGCUUGGACUCUGAGGUGGACAUCACGGUCAGCAAGCAUUUGUUAUGUGCCUGCUCUGUGCCAGGCACUGUGGUACGUGCUUGAGAUACAGAGACAGACAUGAAAUAGCCCCUGCCCUCAAGGAGCUUAAAUUCUGCUGGGGAGACAAGGGCAUACAGAUGCAUGCAUGUGGUAUAAUAUACAGAUGCAAAAGGCAGUGUUUGGGGUGGGAGUGGGAGAAGGUGGGGGCAGGGGAAAGGGGAUCAAGAAAUCCCUCCUGUAGAAGGUGGCAUUGGAGCCGAGAGUUAAAGAAAACCAGGGAUUCCAGGAGACUGAGGUGGCCAGUGCCUUGUCUGGCAGUUAUUGAAUGAGUUCCUUUUUGUUGUGUCUCCCAAGCAUCCUCAUGCUGUUGAUGUACACAUGGGAGACCCCUGGAUAGCAAACAGUUAAGCACAGGGAGAUCUUAAUGUUCUCUGCACCUUUCGGUCAGUUGUGUGAUUGUAAAGCUCUAGUCUGCUCUAGAAUAGAAGUUUCUAAAACCUGCUUAUUCCUUUCUCCUACUUUGAGCAAGAAUGUUCCUGAUUCUGUCUAGAUUAUUCUCAAUAAAGAUUUUGAAGAGCUGGAAAUGGUAGGCAUAUAGGUUGGUAGUUAUCCUCAGUUUGACUCCUGUCUCAGCAACAGAGACUUUCAUGCCAAAGGGGAAAAUGGUAUUAUUACUGUGAAUGUGGGAAAGCCUUUAGUCAACUCAGAAGUUUUUAUCAGGGGAAGGAGCCCAUAAAUAUAACUUGAAAUGUAGUGUUUGUGGAAUGGCCUUUUACCACGUGAACCAGGUUACUCAGCAUCUGAGAAUCCAUCCUGGAGAGAAACCCUAUACAUGUAUAUCACACAGAAAAAUCUGUUAGUCCCAGUGGAAGCCUUAUUACACAUCAGAGGAUCUGUACCGGAGAGAAAUCUUAUAAAUGUUUCUCCCAGUGAGCAUGAGCAGGUCUUUUGUGGUUUGCUCUUCUGCUCACAUUCCACAAAAGGGUUAUUUGGCGAUGUAAAUGUAAGUCAGAUCUGUAGUUAACAAAAUGGUCCAGUUAUUUUGCUACAUGGGGUGGAGAAAUAGAAAAUUUCUCCAUUUGCUUUUCUCUGGUAAUACACUAUUGCCAUCAAAAGAGCGUAGGUUCAUAAAAGGCCCAUCAGCAAGUACACAGGUGUUUAGCUAAAACAGUGUCUUCAAAAUGAGAGUAUUUCUUGAAGCAAAAAAGGGAACCCAUUCAUCAAAACUAACAUGUCACUUUCCAAAACAUUCAGUGGCUAGAUAAUCUUUUUUUGUGAGGGAAUAAGUGGAACAUGUAGAUGAGCUAGCUGGUGACUUAUGAUAUCAAAGGGUUUAAAGGAAACUUAGAGAGUAGAAGAUGCCAAGAGCCAGAAAACAGUUGGGAAGUGGAGUGUGGGUUAGUGGCCUCUUGGGCGUGGCCAGCCCGGAUAUGAAGACAGGCGUUCAUAGAAGAGAAAAGUGAUAGCUCUGGUUUGUCCUUAGGAUCGUCUGGUCUCAGUGUUUGAAAGUCGUUUAAGACAGGUGCCAAAAAGAAACUUCUGGCCGGACUGGAAGAAGAUACAAAACAAAAUUAUUUUCUUUGCUUGUUUUUAUAUGUUCAUUUGUUUCUACUGAUGUUUUGUAUGUUUGUUUGACUGUUUUUGUCUAUGAUUAUUGGAUUUAAUAAAAAAGAAUUGAGAUGAA